CCGGCGGAGGGCGGGCCGGGAGCGCGCUGGUGCUGAUGCGGGAUGGCUGAGCGCGCAGGGGCCCGGGAGCUCUGAGCCGGGCGAGCCUCGCAGCCUGCGCAUCGCCUGUCCGCCGGCCGCGUGGUCGCGGGCAGUCCGGCCGGGGCCGGCGCAGGGAGGUCUGCAGCCGGCGGGCCGGAGGCUGAGAGGCUGCACCCACCCGGUCUCCGAGCGGCGGGAGCUGCCCAUCCUCCGAAUCCGCGAUGACCUGCUGAGAAGCUCCGUGGCGGCUGCUGGAGGCGGCCUCGCUGCGGGCGGCGCGGUUCGCGGCCUCCUCCCUCGUCGCCGAUCCCGGCCCCCCACCCUCCCCGCGCCCCCUCCCCGCCGCCGGCCGCGAUGGCGGACCCAGCUGAAUGCAGCAUCAAAGUGAUGUGCCGGUUCCGGCCCCUCAACGAAGCGGAGAUCCUCCGCGGGGACAAAUUCAUCCCCAAAUUUAAAGGCGACGAGACCGUGGUCAUCGGGCAAGGGAAACCAUAUGUCUUCGACAGAGUGCUGCCUCCCAGCACGACCCAAGAGCAGGUUUACAGUGCGUGUGCAAAGCAAAUUGUCAAAGAUGUCCUGGAAGGUUACAAUGGGACAAUCUUUGCUUACGGGCAGACUUCAUCAGGAAAAACGCAUACCAUGGAGGGGAAGCUGCAUGACCCUCAGCUCAUGGGGAUCAUCCCAAGGAUUGCACACGACAUCUUUGACCAUAUAUAUUCCAUGGAUGAAAACCUGGAGUUUCACAUCAAGGUUUCCUAUUUUGAGAUCUACUUGGACAAAAUCAGGGACUUACUCGACGUAUCCAAGACAAACUUGGCUGUUCAUGAAGAUAAAAACAGAGUCCCAUAUGUAAAGGGAUGCACUGAGCGGUUUGUAUCCAGCCCCGAGGAAGUCAUGGAUGUGAUAGAUGAAGGCAAAGCAAACCGACACGUGGCUGUAACAAACAUGAACGAACACAGCUCUAGAAGUCACAGUAUCUUCCUGAUUAAUAUUAAACAAGAGAAUGUAGAGACCGAGAAAAAACUCAGUGGGAAGCUUUAUCUGGUUGAUUUGGCCGGGAGCGAAAAGGUCAGCAAAACUGGUGCCGAGGGAGCUGUUCUCGACGAAGCUAAAAAUAUCAAUAAGUCUUUGUCUGCUCUUGGAAACGUGAUCUCUGCCUUGGCAGAAGGGACAAAAACACACGUGCCGUAUCGGGACAGCAAGAUGACUCGGAUUCUUCAGGACUCUCUGGGUGGGAACUGUAGAACUACUAUUGUUAUUUGCUGUUCUCCUUCUGUCUUCAAUGAAGCUGAGACCAAAUCUACAUUGAUGUUUGGACAAAGGGCCAAGACCAUCAAGAACACGGUCUCUGUGAACCUGGAGCUGACCGCUGAGGAGUGGAAGAAGAAAUAUGAGAAAGAGAAAGAGAAAAACAAGACUUUGAAGAAUGUUAUCCAGCAUCUGGAGGUGGAGCUAAACAGGUGGAGAAAUGGAGAAGCAGUGCCUGAGGACGAGCAGAUCAGUGCUAAGGACCAGAAGACCUUGGAGCCCUGUGAUAACACCCCCAUCAUCGACAACAUUGCUCCCGGGGUCGAUGCUGUGGUCGCCAGCAUCUCUGCUGAGGAGAAGGAGAAGUAUGACGAGGAGCUCUCCAGUCUCUACAGGCAACUGGAUGAUAAGGAUGAUGAAAUUAACCAGCAGAGCCAGCUGGCUGAAAAGCUAAAGCAACAGAUGUUGGAUCAGGAUGAGCUUCUAGCUUCCACAAGAAGAGACUAUGAGAAGAUCCAAGAGGAGCUGACACGGCUCCAGAUUGAAAACGAGGCGGCCAAAGACGAGGUGAAAGAAGUCCUGCAGGCCCUGGAGGAGCUGGCCGUCAAUUACGACCAGAAGUCCCAGGAGGUGGAGGACAAGAUGAGGGCCAAUGAACAGCUGACUGAUGAGCUGGCCCAGAAAACGACCACACUGACAACCACACAGCGCGAGCUGAGCCAGCUGCAAGAGCUCAGCAACCACCAGAAGAAGCGAGCCACCGAGAUCCUGAAUUUGCUGCUGAAGGACCUGGGGGAGAUAGGCGGCAUCAUCGGCACCAACGACGUGAAGACUCUGGCAGACGUGAAUGGCGUCAUUGAGGAGGAGUUCACCAUGGCCCGUCUGUACAUCAGCAAGAUGAAGUCAGAGGUCAAGUCCCUGGUGAACCGCAGCAAGCAGCUCGAGAGCGCCCAGAUGGACUCCAACAGGAAGAUGAAUGCCAGUGAGCGGGAGCUGGCCGCCUGCCAGCUGCUCAUCUCCCAGCACGAGGCCAAGAUCAAAUCCCUGACGGACUACAUGCAGAACAUGGAGCAGAAGAGGAGGCAGCUGGAAGAGUCCCAAGACUCGCUCAAUGAGGAGCUGGCCAAGCUCCGAGCCCAAGAAAAAAUGCACGAAGUCAGCUUCCAGGAUAAGGAGAAGGAACACCUGACGCGGCUGCAGGAUGCCGAGGAGAUGAAGAAGGCGCUGGAGCAGCAGAUGGAGAGCCACCGGGAGGCUCACCAGAAGCAGCUGUCCAGACUUCGCGAUGAAAUUGAGGAGAAGCAGAAAAUCAUUGAUGAGAUUCGGGAUUUGAAUCAGAAACUGCAACUGGAACAAGAGAAGCUCAGCUCUGAUUAUAACAAGCUGAAGAUCGAGGACCGGGAGAGGGAGAUGAAGCUGGAAAAGCUCCUGUUGCUCAAUGACAAAAGGGAACAAGCCAGGGAGGACCUCAAAGGGCUGGAGGAGACAGUGUCUCGGGAGCUGCAGACUCUGCAUAACCUCCGCAAGCUCUUUGUCCAGGACCUGACUGCCCGGGUGAAAAAGAGUGUGGAGCUGGACAGCGACGAUGGCGGGGGCAGCGCUGCCCAGAAGCAGAAAAUCUCCUUCCUGGAGAAUAACCUGGAGCAGCUCACGAAGGUCCACAAACAGCUGGUCCGGGACAACGCUGACCUGCGCUGUGAGCUGCCCAAGCUGGAGAAGCGGCUGCGCGCCACGGCCGAGCGCGUCAAGGCCCUGGAGAGCGCGCUGAAGGAGGCCAAGGAGAACGCCAUGCGGGACCGCAAGCGCUACCAGCAGGAGGUGGAUCGCAUCAAGGAGGCUGUGCGCGCCAAGAACAUGGCCCGGAGGGCCCACUCGGCCCAGAUUGCCAAGCCCAUCCGGCCCGGACACUACCCAGCGUCAUCUCCGACAGCCGUUCACGCCAUCCGAGGGGGAGGAGGCGGCUCAUCAAGCUCCACUCAUUGCCAGAAAUAAAUAAAUCUGACUCUCCACGUAGCAUGUCAAGGACGAAAUUAAUCACCAAUUCCUUCCCCCGCCCCUCCACCCCAACCCCUCUCCUACACACUUUUCUUUCCCACUUGCUUACCCAGCCAUCUGCAGUACACCCGUUUCAGGUAUUUGAGCUGUGUAGAAGUUCUGUGUGCAGACGUGUGCUUGGACCGCUCUCUUCCUGAGAAAUCUGAAGGGGUGAUCACAGAAGAUCCACUCACUCCUGGGAACCACCGCUGCAGACUUGGCCUUGGGCCUCGGGCCUCGGGUAGUCUCGGGCGGCCCCUGCACUGUCCAGCAAACGCCCUAACUUGCCAUUCAGGUGGUGCAGGGGGACAACCAAGUGCCGUGGAGGCAGGUGAUCACACUCUGCUGAAACUGUCUGGUUUCCUGUAAAAUAGACACUUUAUAUUUUUAGGGAGCAAACAAAGUGCUGCCAUAGGGUUCAAAAUUUUCAUUCUGAACACUUUUCCAAAACAAAUUACUCCUAGGAAGCAUUUUGACUACCCUAGUCACAUCUUUGGAUCUGUAAAGUACACCUUUUAGUAUGACAUCCGUUAAAAUGCAAAGCAAAUUUCUUCAAGGCAGAAAAACAAUCUGACAGCAGCAAUGUAGAAUUUGUUCAUUCAAACACAUCUCUGUGAACGUGAAAAGUCAUAAAAUUCACCUCUGAGUUGGUUGCUAUUGAACCGGCAGCGACGAGUCUCAGCCAGCCCGGUGUGAGCACCACUCCUUCAGAAGUGCUGGAGGUGCCGCCGAGUUGGAUGAGUGGAAGUGGGGUUGCCCCCUUCGCCCUGACCCGCCUGGAGUGGCAUCUGGGUGGCCUCUUUCUCUAGGGAACCAUCUGAAGCCUCGAGGGGGUAUUGCUGCCGAAACCCAGGAUCAUUCUGCAGUUGAAAGAGGAAGCCCCCGGGAGAGUGUAAUGGACAAAUUUUUGUGCCUAUGAAUAAGUUGCCACAAAUAAGUUAUUUUAACUCAUCAUUCUGACUGUUUGGGUCCUCUUUUUGGCAUCAAACAUAGGUUUUAUCUUCUUAGGCAGAAUUAGAAGAAAUCAAUAUGGAUGGAUUUUAAGAAAUAUAUACCUGUUGCUAUAUUCAGAUACAUGAAUCUAAACUGAAUCAACUCUCCCUGGUGUGCAUAUGAACAUGAUGGAUUUCCAAGUAGUCAAGUUUUCAGGGAAAAUGACAAGGAUUCAAUUAAGUUGUUCUUCUGUGCUGCUACUGUUUUGACACAUUUGAGGAUAAGUCCAUGACAACCAACCAAACUCGGUGAAGGCACCCGUCCUCCUGCUACUGUGCCUGCCCAACAGGAGCGAGCUGGCACUGCCCCGCUGCUAUCACCCCGGAAUGAAAUGUGUUGGGGAGACGUUGGGCUUUCUAGUGGCUGUGUGGACAGAAGAUUGUUCAAGGCGCGUGUGCGUGUGUGUGUGUGUGUGUGUGUGUGUGUGUGUAUGUGUAUGUGUGUGUAUGAGAGAGAGAGAGAGAGAGAGAGAGAGAGAGAGAGAGAGAGAGAGAGAGAGAGAGAGAGGGGAGAAAGCACUAAGGACUGAAUUCACCUCCAAAAUCCUGUAUAAAAUUUCCUAACAAAGCAAAGCUGCUUUAUUUAUUUGUUAAAUGUUACUUUUCGUUUGUGUGUGUUUUGUUUUGGGGGUGAGAGGAGUAAGGAGAGAAGAGGAUGAAUUCUACAUGAAGUAUUUAUUUGAAAAAGAUGACAAUUUUGCAUCUUUAAAAUUCUUCUGUUUGAUUUUCUUAUGUUGUUGUCAGCACUCGUGCAGUAUAAACUGCCCAAUUGUUAUUUGCAAUCUGUUAGAAGGGUCCUUGUAGGACGGGUUUUGCAGCCCUUACCAGGUGAUAACAUAUGCCAUAUUUAUAACCUUGCCUUUGAUCUUAGAUGCUAAAACAUUGGUCUUUGAGUAGAUUACCAAUGACUAAUUGUCAUACCACUACUGUCUGUUAUGCAACUGUAUUACUUUGUGUUUAGAAAUUAAACCAAGGUCAAUAAUUUAUUUUUGGCUCUCUUGUUAUAGAUUAUUUUGGUUUUUUUCCAAAGUAAUUUUUUCCUGGGUACCCCUUUUCUACUUCUAAAGAAUUGCAUGGCCCUUUCAUGUUUCAAAGAAACAGUCACUUGUAGUUCCGUAUUUCUUGAUCUCCACAAGGGACUCACAGAAUUCACUUCACUUUUAUUCACAGAGAAAGUUGGCUUUGAUGUCUCUUAAAGAUACUUCCGCUAGUUGCUGAUCAGCCAGUCAGUUCACCUAGCUUUGAUCUUUAUAGGACCUCGAAACUAAGUUUCCUCACUGUGACCAACCGGCAGAUUAUUGGAAUGGAUCAUACAGUACGUUCAAGCAGAUUCUUAAGUAUUUCUUUAAUAAUAAGCUAAUUUUGAGAUCAUAUAUUCUGUAGGCCACUUGUUUAGAAAGCCACAUGUAUACAACUUUAAUUUUUUUAGACUAUUGCUCCAUUACACUUGGAUUCUAAAUGUAAAAAGCCACACUUCUGAAGGCCAAUAUAUAUGGUUAUAUAUUGGUUGUAUGCUGCUUUUUGCUAGUGUGUGUGUGUGUGUGUGUGUGUGUGUGUGUGUGUAAGUGGUGUGUUUGUGCGGUGUGUGUGUGUGUGUACAUGUGCCAUGUGCUUUUCUUUAAAUAAUUUUAUAUUUCAUGCUACUUCUUGAAUGUUUACUCUGAUUCUUGAAGAGCAUACUAGGUGGUUUAUUCAGAUGAACUCUACCUACAGGAUAGGGGAUUGUUAAUUUAGAGGAGUGCUGUUGGGGAUAUCAGAUGUAUGGUUGGAGACUAAACUAUAUUAAUGCCAAAUGAGUUCUGGUCACUCACCAGAGACUUCUGUACAAGCGCAUCAUCUCUUUAAACACUACAGUUGGCUCUUGUUGAAUGGCGAGGGGUAAGGAGAACAUUAAGUGUAGAUUAAGGGUUUUAAAGAAAUACUAUCAUAUGAUUAAAUUAGGCUUUAUAGAAAUAUUGGGAUAAAUGGAGAAAUAAGAAUGUCUGUCUAGAACGUAGCAUCUAAUGUAUUUGAAGCCCUAAGUUCACACAAGAAACUGAUACUCCUGCCCAAGGCCAGACCAAGCCGUCACCAGGACUCAAGGAGGAGCUAUGGGUUCUCCUUUCCUGCAGGAGCAACUGAAAGCAAAUCAAAGCUCUCAACAGUCCCCUCUUUGCAGUGCAUGUUUUUAGCAGCACAGAAGACACGUUGGGGAAGUUUUUCAUUGGCGAGGCAGGGGGCGUGUUCACUUCAUUCCCUUCCUUGGCUCACCCUGCAUAUCUUGAACAAGUUGAAGGAACCAUCGUAGACUACAACAGCUUCAUUUAACAUUCAACUUAGACUUUUUAGAAAUAUUACGGGCAAGGGCCAGGGAGCACUGCUCUGUGGAGUCGGACUGUACAUGGCAGGUUAUGUAUCCAUUUUAACCAGUUUCCAUUGGGUGUGGAGGUGAAGGGAAGAGGGCAUCAGUAGAAUUACUCAUGUCUAGUUUGUAAAGUAUGUAGUGUGUACUGCAGAUGUAUGAUUGCUGGACUCUGUGUAUCUGUACAGUAGCUUUCAUUUUAAAAAUUGUGGGAAAACUUGGUGGUUUGAAGGGGAGAAUUCAGUUUAUAUCAAGUAACAAUGCUGUAAUAUAGUACAUGUAACAAAAAAUCUGGAAGUAACCCUCCCUUGGCCCAUGGAAAAUGUUGGUUUCUUCUGGGUUCUAAAAUGAAGACGUAUGGAUACUCUGGCAGACUGCAUGUUGUAUAAUUUGAAAAAUACUAAAAGUGGAAAAUAAACUUGACUUAAGCUUUG
This is a messenger RNA of Myotis myotis, 7070 nucleotides long. It is a transcript of the gene KIF5C, whose product is annotated as kinesin family member 5C. Gene Ontology annotation, biological process: microtubule-based movement; mitotic spindle organization. Gene Ontology annotation, molecular function: microtubule motor activity; ATP binding; microtubule binding. NCBI's taxonomy places the organism in Eukaryota, Metazoa, Chordata, Mammalia, Chiroptera, Vespertilionidae. The coding region runs from base 376 to 3261 and encodes 961 amino acids. The record is from RefSeq and is a predicted model, not a curated record. The transcript is spliced from 26 exons.